UCUUAUCUUCACUGCCUCUUUCUCCUCACCAUUCUCCCCUUUUUUUCUUAUUUGAAUUUAUGAGAUUCAAUGUCUUCUUCUUCUACAUCUUCUUGUGAAAAAAGUUGUGAUUUUGGGAAUGGUGGAGGUGGUGGUAAUGGAAGUGAGGGUGACACCCCUCAUGUUCUUGCUGUGGAUGAUAGUGUUAUUGAGAGGAAACUUAUUGAGAGGUUGCUCAAGAGCUCUGAGUACAAAGUGACUACUGCUGAGAAUGGUUUAAGGGCUUUGGAGUACUUAGGAUUAUUGGAAGAUGCAAAAGAGAACAACUUAAAAAACAAUGACUUGAAGGUAAAUUUAGUGAUCACAGACUACUGCAUGCCGGGAAUGACCGGGUACGAAUUACUCAAGAAGAUCAAGGAAUCUUCAAAUUUCAAAGAAAUUCCAGUUGUGAUCAUGUCUUCAGAGAAAAACCCGACCCGGGUCGAAAAGUGCUUAGAAGAAGGAGCUCUAGAAUUCAUGUUCAAACCGAUUCAGCUAUCGGAUGUGAAGAGAUUGAGAUGCCAUAUGAUGAAAUUAGACGAGCAAUGUAGCGGCGGCGGGGUUUGUGUUGGAUGAUCAAGAAGAACAAAUGGUAAAAAAAAAGAAGAAAAAAAAAAUUCGAAUUAUGAUUAUUAAGAAAAUGUCAAUUGUUGCUUCUUUCUUGAUCUUUCUUGAUCUUUCUUUUGUUGCAGUUAAGUGAAAAAUAAUUUACUGGUCUUUCAUGAACCUUUUUUUUAAUUGAUUUAAAUGUUUUGUUUGGAUCAUUUACUAAUAAGUGAGUUAUUUCUAAUUGUUUUUAAGGUGAUUUGUGACUUAUGUUUAAUUCAUGAAUUAUUC
Dioscorea cayenensis subsp. rotundata (Guinea yam) is the source of this 855-nucleotide messenger RNA. RefSeq names its product two-component response regulator ARR17-like. The transcript has 5 exons. Gene Ontology annotation, biological process: phosphorelay signal transduction system; cytokinin-activated signaling pathway. Bases 70 to 594 code for a protein of 174 amino acids. The record is from RefSeq and is a predicted model, not a curated record. NCBI's taxonomy places the organism in Eukaryota, Viridiplantae, Streptophyta, Magnoliopsida, Dioscoreales, Dioscoreaceae.